Pseudo-nitzschia multistriata is the source of this 2632-nucleotide messenger RNA. The record is from the annotation of a GenBank genome assembly. NCBI's taxonomy places the organism in Eukaryota, Bacillariophyta, Bacillariophyceae, Bacillariales, Bacillariaceae.
GAGAAAGUCUUCGUUCUCGAUAAUACUCCAAUUCGGAAGAAGGCCCCUGCCGUGGCGAAUCAUCUAAGAGCGAACGCAGCGAUCGAUCGGGUAUCCAGUAAUGAUUAGAGCAACGCAUGACGAAGGAGACACAGACUAUGACGGCUUUUCAUCCGUCUCCCUACGAAGUUCCGACAGGAACAAUGUUGGAGAAGCAGACGACAAGUUUCCAACCUUUGACGACAACGGUUCUUUGCUUGGAGUAAUCGUCGACCGUUCUAGUUUCGACGAAGACGACGAGCUAACGGUAUACAGAGAUGGACCUUCCGUGGUUCACAAUCGGCAUCUCUCGUCUCUGAGUCUGUCAAAAUAUCACCAGCAAUACAUUAUGGAGUCGGCUGGCCCCCUUGGUGGAGUUGUGAUGAAGAAUGGCAAGGUACGACGGAAAAUGCGAUGGAAACCACGCUUUGGGAAAAAGAAAGCCAGCAACUUUUCAUCCAACGCUUCUGUGAUUAGUGCGCUGACGAAUCGAUCGUCUUCUACGAGCAGAUCGUCGUCUACUACCCGAUCUUUCUUGUCGCAUUUCUCGAGAAAAUCCAACACCAGCUUUCAUACCUUCCAUAGCACCGAGACACCCGUUGCAACCAACAAGGCCAACAGACCCACAGCUCCUCACACAGUAUUGAGACCGAACUACCAAGACAGCUUUGAUACCAAAAGGAACAGCGCGCACGUAACAAAACAGCCAAAACACGCGACAAUAGAAACAGAAGGAAACUACGUCAAUUAUCAUUCCAGAUUGGGAGGGUCUGCUCAAAGUGUUGUAUCGUCUUCGUCUGGAUUUCCAUCAACGAGAUUGGACAGCGUUCAAGAAUCUGCCUCGCCGUACGAACAAUCCCAAGAAGAAGUGGAGGUCAAUCGCUCCCCUACCUUGUCCGAUUCGGACCGAGUGAGUCACAAUCCAAUCCCGGGUCCAGCGACCGCCAUUGAAGCUAUCAACGUCAUCAGUGGCGGCAGCAACAAUAGCGUGGGUGCGCGGUCGAUGAGGAGCUCAACCUCGAAAGGAAGUUCCCAAAAGCCACCCAUGUCGACAUCUCCCAAAAACAGCAAGGCCGCUCUCCAGCAACAAUCCAAACCAAGGCGACCGCCCUUGUUCAAACGUCGAUUGGGAAAAAACAGGAACAAAUCGUCUGGGAGCAAUUCCAGUAUCAACAGCGGAAACAGCAGCACCAUAAUGAUUCCCAGUUCUACGGACACUCAUUCGACUGCAGCACUAUCUCCUUUGUCCUUGGAACGCGAGAAUUCUGGCAUCCCCAUCUUGGUGGGCGACGAAGAAGACCGUUGCGUGACGAUUACGUCGUUUUCGAGCGGCAAGAACUCCACAGAAAAAAAUUUGACCAAAGAAAGCAUUGUAGAAAUUGAUGGAGAAGAAUCAUCUCUGUCUCCAACUGUCCAAUCGAGUUUGUCGGGAAGCCAUUCGGGGGGGGGCUUAUCGGUUCAGUCUGGAUCGAGUGCUGUCGGAAAUGGCACUUCGGCUCCCGAAAGUAUGCAGAAGAGGGUUGCGUCCACGAAGAAAAAGCCUCCGCCUUCCUUGGCCUCGACUGUGGUUCGAACCAAUAGCCCGAACACCCCUCCUUUGCCUGGAGGUGCAACGAAAAUUGUUGCUCGCAAACAAUACAAUCGACCACUCGACAGCACGAAUACAACAGGUGUCACAAGCGCCAACUCGAAAGGAAAGUUGUUGGGAGGACCGCGCAACAAAAGCACAUCUGUUCCUUGCGACCUGGAUGAGGGAGCCUUUUUAGAAGCGGAGCACAAUCUCCGUGCCAUUCACGAAAUGGCAGCCGAACAUUUGGCACAUGGCGAGUACGAAGAGGCUGCAGAUGUCUUUGAAGAGAUUCUGCGGGGCCAGCAGCAACGAUAUGGCCAAGACCACUACCGAGUGGGGACGGCACUUCAUAAUUUGGGCAUCGUAUACCUGAAAAAGAAAGACUACCUAAAGGCGAUUGAAAUUUGUCAGCGCGCCGUAGAUGUUCGCAAGGACUCUUUGGUACCGAACCAUCCCGAUGUGGCUGUGAGUCUUGCCCAGCUUGGUGUGGCCCAUUUGGAGUCCGAAAACUACCAUGAGGCACUUGCUGCCUUUAGAGAUGCCCUUCAUAUUCGUCGGAACUUUUUGGGUCCUAGACACACAAAAUGCUCCAAGAUACUGAACAACAUUGGUUGCGCCUUGUAUUCUAUUGAAGAUUUUGCCGGAGCUAAGCGUGCCUUUGACGAAGCUCUGGACAUUCAACGCGAGGCUCUUCGUAACCUACCACCGACAGAAGGUGCGGAGUCGAAUGGUGCGCAGUCGAACUGCCUUCUAUUAAGUAUGGCAUCCACGCUUCUCAACAUUGGUUCGAUUCGGUUGCGAUGGGGGGAUUUCGACGAAGCGGGCAUCGCCCUUGAUGAAGCCUUACUGGUAAGUUCUGUGCCAUCGCUUUGAUCAAAACGGAUGCUGUAUACCCAAUCAUUUUUGAAUUUUUUUACCAUUUAUUGAAUCGAUCCCAUUUCAUCAUUCCUCGUAAACAACUUUCGACUUGCUGUCCAAAAAGGUCCAACAAUCCGUUCUCGAAGACAAUCAUCCGAUUGUGUUGAAUACAUUGGAUAGUAUUGA